AGCAGCGGCCAGCGGGGAAGCUUGGAAGGAAGAGAUAUCGUGAUUAGGUACCUAGGUAUGGUCCCUUGGAAUUGAAGUUCCACAUCAACCCAUCCUCUCAUCAUUAUUCCUUACACAAUAAUAAUGAGGACCAACAUACCCGCUCUCGCAGCCACAUUGGUCGGCUUAUUGUUUGUCGCCCCUGCUGCCUCAGAGUGCAACGCCACGACCAACCCAACAAUCGAACUCCGUGCGGGCACUGUCAUAGGCGCCGUCGACCAUGACGUCGAAUACUUCCGGGGCAUUCCCUACGCGCAGCCCCCAACCGGCGCCCUGAGACUGAAACCCCCCGUCCCCCUCAAGAGCUUUGGCCCAGACCCGGUCGAUGCCACCGGCGUCGGGCCCGCGUGCGCCCAGCUCACAGCAGUCGACCCCACGCCGCUCUGGGUCGAGGCGCUCGCCCUGCCCGGCGUCGCCGAGACGCUGUCGUUCGGGUCGGCGUUGGGCGGCCUGGGGGAGGACUGCCUGACCAUCUCGGUCCUGCGACCGCGCGGCACGGCCGCCGACGCGAAGCUGCCCGUGCUCUUUUGGAUCCACGGGGGCGGCUUUUCGUCCGGCAGCGCGCAGAUGUAUAACGGGUCGGUGCUGGUGCCCCAGUCGGUGGCGCAGGGCAAGCCGAUGAUCCUGGUGGCUGUCAAUUAUCGGCUCGGCGCGUUUGGGUUUCUUGGAGGGAAACAGGUGUUCGCGGAGGGGGUGGCUAACCUGGGUCUGCUCGACCAGCGCAUGGGGCUGGAGUGGGUGGCCGACAACAUUGCGGCGUUUGGGGGUGAUCCCGAUGCAGUGACGAUAUCGGGCGAGAGCGCCGGCGCUGUCAGUGUGUUUGACCAGCUUGCCCUGUUUGACGGCGACAACACCUACAAAGGCCGGCCUUUGUUCCGAGGGGCCAUCAUGAACAGCGGCAGCAUCACACCCACGGAGCCGGUCGACAGCGUCAAGCCCCAGUGGAUCUUUGACACGGUAGUCGAAGCGGCGGGGUGCGCGUCAGCGGCGGACUCGGAUAAGGUCGAAUGUUUGCGAGGGGUCGAUUACGAGACGCUCGUAAAUGCAUCGAACAGUGUUCCCGGUUCGCUAGGCUAUUAUUCCCUGGCGUUGAGUUACGCUCCUCGGCAAGACGGUGUGGCUCUCACUGCCAGCCCGGAAGUCCUUGCGCAGACAGGGAAAUACGCGCAAGUCCCAAUCAUCAUCGGUAAUCAGGAGAACGAGGGAACGGUAUUUGCUCUGUUCCAAGCCAACAUCACCACCGAAGCAGCCCUGGUCUCCUACCUCAACACCAUCUUCUUCCAACACGCCACACCUGAGGAGGUCGCAGGCCUUGUCGCCACCUACCCCGAGAACCCCGACAGCCCUGGCGGCGUGGGCCCGUCGAACAGCACCUACGCCGAGUUCAAGCGGCUGGCCGCCAUCCUGGGCGACUGGGAAUUCAUUCUCAUGUCGCGCCUCCUUCUGGACACAUUCCCCGCCACCGUUCCGGCGUGGUCAUACCAAGCCUCAUACGAAAGCGGGACCCCGAUUCUGGGGACCUACCACACCACCGACGUGCCGCAGUUGUUCGUCAAGACGGAUGAUGUCAGCGCCGCUAUCCAGGCGCUGUACAUCUCGUUUGUGGAUUCGUUGGACCCCAACAACUACGCGGCCGGCACCACUCCUAGCGGGUACUUGACAGCCUGGCCGACAUGGCAAGACGGGAAGCAACUGCUGGAACUUGGGACUGAAUCUACGCGGCUCAUAGAUGGUGAUGCCAGGGCGGCCAGCUUUGAGUACAUCCGCGCCCACAUCGGGAGCUUGCACCUCUAAUGGUAACAGCUAGUUGCUAGAUAACA
This is a messenger RNA of Chaetomium fimeti, 1859 nucleotides long. Its product is annotated as Alpha/Beta hydrolase protein. NCBI's taxonomy places the organism in Eukaryota, Fungi, Ascomycota, Sordariomycetes, Sordariales, Chaetomiaceae. The transcript has 2 exons. The record is from RefSeq and is a predicted model, not a curated record. The coding region runs from base 124 to 1833 and encodes 569 amino acids.